AUGCAGAGGUUGUGUGGUAUGCGCCCUGAAGGGCUGACUAUCCACUCGAGGUUCAGCCCGCUGCCGUCGACGUGCUUCUUCGACUCGAUCAUCAUUCCCUUGCCGGCAUGGAUCCGCAUCGUCGUCACCUUUGCCUUCUUCCACUUUGUCGUGCCUGUCCUCAUCGUCGAUAAGAUCAAGCGAUAUAACGUGAAGAAGGAAUGGCAAAGGCACGCCCAGCUUUCCUUCUAUUACUUCUCCAUUCUCGUCGUCUUCCUCAUGCAGAUCCUCGAGAUCGCCCGGCUCGCUGAGCUCCGCUUUGCCAUCGGUCUUCUCCCGUUCGUCUUCGCAGGCUGCGGCUUGUGCGCCGUCAUGCAGGCCACACGCGGCGCCAAGGGCCGGAUCCGCAACUGGCAGCCGGCCAACGUGAUUUUCUGGAUCAUGAGCGUCGCCGUCACCAUCAUCAAGAUCCUCACGAUCCAACGGUCUAGCAUGCGCAGCCCAGAGUUCAGGCGGAUGGGCUCCGACUACCCGACGACUCACCAGGUGCAGGACCUGGCGGUGAUUGCUGGUUUCUACUUUCUCCUCCUUGUCAAUGAGCUCGCGCUCAUGUUCCAGCGGACCUGGGACGAAACGGUUGACGGCGAGCACAUCAAGAAGCUGCGUCUCACUAGGUCCAUCAGCGAUCAAGCCCGCUACGAUCUCACCCGCGCCAUCGAGGAGGGCUACUACCCGUCUGGCGUUACGUAUCUCACGCUCAGACUCGAAGGCGAGUCGGCCAGUGAAAAGGCUGUCAGCAAGGACGACAUACUCAAGAAGACGGCCAGCAUGGACGCCUCCAUCGCCGGGUCCUCGUCGAGCGAGAAGACGGCCGGCAAGAGGGCCAUGGACGAUGACACAAUCGAGCCCGUGCCAAUGAUCCCGCCCAGCUUUCAGCGCAACAGCGAACGCUGGUCCUCGGCCAUGACGCUUAAAGACGCCGGCGGCGAUGACAACAUGAACGAAAAGGUCGGCGGCAAGGGUACCAAGAAACGCGGCAGCGAGAGGUGGUCGUCGGCGAUGACAAUCAAGGAGCCUAUGCCGCGUGAGGGCCACGACAAGCGCAUCUCGAGCUUCGCCUCUCCUAUGGUCGCCGAUAUCGACGAGAUCACGCCCCUGGAGUCCUCGUCGACCUCAUCAUCCCGCUACGACGACGAGCAUGCCGCCCAGAAGGCUAUGCUCCUCGACAGCCCAUUUCCCCUGAAGGAGCUCCCCGAGAGGCGAUCCUUCCUGCUGAAGCCUUCGCGACCCAACACGGAGCGCUGGUCUAACGCGAUGACACUCCGGGGCGAGCCGUCGUCUAGCCAGGACCCUUAUCCCAAGGACCACUCUUCUCCCAAGGAACACUCUUCUCCCAGCGCACCGCCAGCCCCUGCGACAGCGCCGUCGACGCCCGAGCGUAGGGUCUCAAGCGGCGAGAGAAACAUGAUGAGGCGAUACUCUGACGCGUCGACGAGGUCCAUCAGGCGGUUCUCGGCGCGCAGUGACCUCCGCGAGGCGGCGGCGACGGCUGCGGCGUUUGUGGACAAUGACGAGUCUCUCCCGUCGCCGACGGAAAUGCAUCCGCUGCAGCCGCAGCAGCACAACAACCAAACGCCGUGA
Molecule: messenger RNA, 1620 nt
Organism: Colletotrichum higginsianum IMI 349063
Lineage: Eukaryota; Fungi; Ascomycota; Sordariomycetes; Glomerellales; Glomerellaceae
Exons: 2
Coding region: 1-1620 (539 amino acids)
Source: RefSeq, a predicted model, not a curated record